Molecule: messenger RNA, 1167 nt
Organism: Adineta steineri
Lineage: Eukaryota; Metazoa; Rotifera; Eurotatoria; Adinetida; Adinetidae
Source: the annotation of a GenBank genome assembly
AUGUCUACUACAAAUAAUAUGUUAAGUUUUGUUGAAAAAGAUAUUGAUAAAGCUAUAGAAUCCGUUGAAGAAUAUUAUAGCGAUAUUGAAACAAAUCUUGAUAAUGUUAUUGAACAAAUUCAAACAAUAAUUUCCAAUUCAUCAGAUGAUUCCAAUAUAAAAGUUAAUGUACGUGAUUCAAUAAAAUUAUUAGGAAAAAAAUAUAGUGAUAAACAUAAAGAUUUACAUGGUUUAAUAUCGAAAAUUGGUAAAGUAAUUGAUAAAUGUUUUCAAUCAGAUUUUGGUAAUGUUCCAAUAAAUGAAUUAUUUGAUAAACCGGAAAAAUUAAAAUUAAUUUAUAUGAUUAUAUGUGAAGAUCUCUAUAGACAAGGACGUAUGUCAAUAGCUCAACAAUUAAUUAAAGAAACAAAUUUAAAUGAUAAUGAUUUAUUUAAUGUUGAAAAAGAUUUUCUUGAAGAAAUAAAUUUAAUCUUAGAAAAUUUACGUGAAAAAAAUCUUUUACCAGCACUUGAUUGGUGUAAAAAAAAUCGAAAUGAAUUAAAUAAAUCCGGAAGUUUAUUAGAAUUUCAUUUACAUAAAAUGCGUUUUGUACAAUUAUUAGAGAAAGGUAAUUUUGAUGAAGCGAAAGUUUAUAUGUCAAAUUUAAGACAAUAUUCCAUUUCAAAUGGUCAAUGUGAACAAGCUGUUAAUGAAUUAAUGGGUGCAUUUGUUUUUGCUCAAAGAGAUUUAACAAAAUCACCCUAUAAAUAUUUACUUGAACCACAUCUUUGGUUACAAUUAUUAGAAUUAUUCAUGCAACAAGCAUUCCAACAAGUGGGACUUGCACAAGAUAGUCCACUUUAUGUUUUAAUGAAAACUGGCUUUCAAGCAUUACCUGCUCUAAUGAGCAUAGUGAAUGCCAUGCAAAAUACUCAGGUAUGUCAUAUAUUAUCAAAAGAUGAAUUACCGAUAGAAAUUGAUGUUGGUCAAGAACAUCGUUAUCACAGUGUAUUUGCUUGUCCAAUUCUUCGACAACAAACAACAGAUCAAAAUCCACCUAUGAAACUUGUUUGUGGUCAUGUUAUAUCGAAAGAUGCAUUAAAUAAAUUAUCUAUACAAAAUAAACUUAAAUGUCCGUACUGUCCUUUAGAACAAAGUCCAGCAGAUGCACGACAACUUUUCUUUUGA